GGCGACCUGGGCGCACUUGGCGUCGGGCGGGCGGUCUCUCGGGGUCCACAUGAACCAAUGGCAUCGUGCCCACAGCCGCUGGGGCCGGGAACGCGCCUCUUCUGGACGUUCCUCGGCCAAGAGGAAGGGCGGGAACCACAUCCCCGAAAGGUGGCAAGACUAUCUCCCUGUUGGACGGAGGAUGCCUGGGACUCCAACAUUGCUUUCGAAGUCCCUUUGAAAAAGAGGUGAGACACCAUGAGCUCUGUGGAUCUACAAUGAUUGGGAAACUGCAAGUUAGGAGGCUGUCCCAGUAAUCCAGGCAGGAAAUGAUGGAGACUUGGACUAGAGUGGAAGUGGAGGAGAACGGUCAGGAGUGGACAAGUCCUUGAUACAAUGUGAAGGUGGCAAGACUAUCUCCCUGUUGGACGGAGGAUGCCUGGGACUCCAACAUUGCUUUCGAAGUCCCUUUGAAAAAGAGGUGAGACACCAUGGGCUCUGUGGAUCUACAAUGAUUGGGAAACUGCAAGUUAGGAGGCUGUCCCAGUAAUCCAGGCAGGAAAUGAUGGAGACUUGGACUAGAGUGGAAGUGGAGGAGAAUGGUCAGGAGUGGACAAGUCCUUGAUACAAUGUGAAGGUGGCAAGACUAUCUCCCUGUUGGACAGAGGAUGCCUGGGACUCGUUUCAUUGCUUUUAAAGUUCCUUUGAAAAAGAGUUUUGAAGAGAAACUUGCUCCAGAAGAACGCUUUUCCCCCUUGGACCUUUUUAACAAAAUCCAAGAACAAAAUGAAGAACUUGGACUGAUUAUUGAUUUAACAUAUACUCAGCGCUAUUAUAAACCAGAGGACUUACCAGAAACUAUUCCUUACUUAAAAAUUUAUACGAUUGGUCAUCAGGUGCCUGAUGAUGACACUGUUUUAAAAUUCAAAUGUGCUGUUAAUGGGUUUUUGAAAGAAAAUAAAGAUAAUGAUAGACUUAUUGGUGUCCACUGUACCCAUGGUUUAAACAGGACUGGCUACCUCAUCUGCAGAUAUUUGAUUGAUGUAGAAGGCAUGAGGCCAGAUGAUGCAAUUGAAUUAUUCAAUAGAUGCCGGGGGCAUUGCAUAGAAAGACAAAACUACAUUGAAGACCUUCAGAAUGGUUCCAUCAGAAGGGAUCGGAAUUCCCGUGUAUCCAGAUCAAGUGGUUUUGAAUACUCACCAUAUAUGAUGGAACCAGCCCACACCACUAAUAACGCUGUUCACCAAGGACCUAGGAAUAACGUACAUUGGACCCAAGGUUACCGAACACCUCGCCAUUUCCACACCCAGACCCAAGAUUUACAGCAGUCAGUAAGAAAAUUUCCACAGAAUCAGAAUGUUUACCAGAGAGGCCAUAACCCUCCUCCGCCUGGUCCCCCUGGAGAGGACUAUUCACAAGGAAGGUAUUCUUGGAAUGUACAGCCAAAUGCCAGUCAAGUAGUCCCGAAUCAAAGUUGGUAUCCUGGCAGUUACUAUGGACUACCCUACCCAGCCUAUUAUGGAUGGACCCAAUGACACAAACCUGUCCUGGAAAUCUGUCGGGAGACAGCAGGACUGAAGACAGUUGGAGUGACUUUUUAUACAAUCAGGUCAAAUGAGGUUUAUAAUCUAUUUUUUUCUACCUUAAGUUCAAACCUAAGGCAAAAUUAUAUUAAUAUUUAACUCUUUGCCGUUAAAUUUGCAGUAUUUGAAAUACUGAAGGAAAUAAUCUGUUGUUCCAGUCUUAAAUAUUUCAAACGUAUUUUAGAACUGAUAAAGUAAUAAAGAACAUCCAUUGUACACAA
Myotis lucifugus (little brown bat) is the source of this 1783-nucleotide messenger RNA. RefSeq names its product dual specificity phosphatase 11 (gene DUSP11). Lineage: Eukaryota; Metazoa; Chordata; Mammalia; Chiroptera; Vespertilionidae. The coding region runs from base 648 to 1514 and encodes 288 amino acids. The record is from RefSeq and is a predicted model, not a curated record. The transcript has 13 exons. Gene Ontology annotation, biological process: protein dephosphorylation. Gene Ontology annotation, molecular function: protein tyrosine/serine/threonine phosphatase activity; polynucleotide 5'-phosphatase activity.